AAAAGAGUUCGCUUGUUUUUUUGUUUUUUUUUUUAAGGUGGGGGAGUAGAAGUAGUAGUAGUAGUAGUAGUAGUAGUAGUAGUAGUGGUAGUAGUAGUAGUAGUAGUAGUGGGGGGGAAGCUUGCUAACUAGUAACGCUAGCCACAAUUGGGAGAUAAGGGACACAAGAGCUCACGCCCAGGCCAUGGCCUUAACCGAGGGAUGGGAGUGACGUGACACAAAUCAAGCCAGCGUCAUGUUUUUCUGCUGAAACGACGACGACAGAUGCUCGCGACAAUGGACGAGUCGGUGCUGCUGGAUUUGCUGGAGUGCCCCGUGUGCCUGGAGCGUCUGGACGCCUCGGCCAAGGUUCUGCCCUGUCAGCACACUUUCUGCCGACGCUGCCUACAGGGAAUCGUGGGCUCCCGCGGCGAGCUGCGCUGCCCGGAGUGCCGCACGCUGGUAGAGUGCGCCGUGGACGAGCUGCCCAGCAACAUCCUGCUGGUGCGCCUGCUGGACGGCAUCAAGCAGAGGCCGCGCGGGGCCGCCAACGGCAGCGCCGGAGCGGCGGCCAGGGCGCACGCCGGCGGAACCCGCGGCGACCAGGGUGCGCCCGGAGCCCAACCCCAGCGUGCUCAAGCAAAAAGCACUCUUGCCCGGGGUGUCCCCCAGCUGCCUUGUGCCAAGGCGCUCUACAACUACGACGGCAAGGAGCCGGGCGACCUCAAGUUCAGCAAGGGCGAUGUGAUCGUCCUGCGCCGGCAGGUGGACGAAAACUGGUACCACGGCGAGAUGGGCGGCGUGCACGGCUUUUUCCCCACCAACUUCGUGCAAGUCAUCAAGCCGCUACCGCAGCCGCCGCCCCAGUGCAAGGCGCUGUACGACUUUGAGCUCAAGGACAAGGAGGCCGACAAGGACUGCCUGCCGUUCGCCAAGGAUGACAUUCUAACUGUGAUCCGCCGGGUGGACGAGAACUGGGCGGAGGGAAUGCUGGGAGAUAAAAUUGGAAUUUUCCCCAUCUCGUACGUGGAGUUCAACUCUGCGGCCCGGCAGCUCAUCGAGUUGGACAAGCACUCCGACACCAACGGCGAAUCGGGUGAGGGGGCCUCCUCGGGGCCCCAGAGCAACGGCGGCACUCGGGACAAGAAGAACAGCAAGAAGCGACAUUCCUUCACCUCCCUCACCAUGUCCCACAAGCCCAUGCUGGCUCCGCCCCCGCAACGCCACUCCAUGGAGAUCAGCGGCCCGGUGCUCAUCAGCUCCAGUAACCCCACCGCCGCCGCCCGUAUCGGCGAGAUCAGCGGGGGGCUUUCCUGCAGCGCACCUUCACAGGUACACAUUUGCACAACCGGACUGAUCGUGACACCGCCCCCAAGCAGUCCCGUCACCACAGCAACGGUCUUCACGUUUCCUUCGGAGACCAGCUACACAUCCAUUCCGCUGGACGCUCUCCCGCCACCGCCGCCUCCUCCGCCGCAGUCGUCCGCCGGAAGCGCUGGGUACUCGCUGGUAGCGGGGCAGAGGCCCUCCCCCAGCGUUGGCGACCAGGGCGGCAGACAAAGACCCACAGUCUACGUGGCCAUGUUCCCCUACGUCCCCCGCAAGGAGGAUGAGCUGGAGCUGAGGAAGGGUGAGAUGUUCCUGGUGCUGGAGCGCUGUCAGGACGGCUGGUUCAAGGGCACCUCCAUGCACACCGGCAAGAUCGGAGUGUUCCCGGGGAACUACAUGAGUCCAGUCAGCAGGACGGCGUCAGGCAGCAGCCAGGCCAAGUUACCCAUGCAGGCGGGCAGAGGGAUCACCAUCGUCAGCCCCUCGUCCGGCCACCAAGGAGCCAUCGUGGCGGUCCCCGACUCCGUCAAACAUCCCGCCGUCGUUAACGCCGUCACCUCCGUCGCCGUUCAGCCCGCGGUGCCCGUAACCGUGGCUCAGACCGCCACUGGCCAGCAGCCCAAAGUACCGUUACACCUCAGCUCACAGAUGACUGUGAAUCAGGCUCGCAACGCCGUCAGGACAGCUGCAUGCCACGGUCAGGACCGCCCCACCGCAGCUGUGCCACCGCCCGGAACCUACCUCCCGCACCUCACUGCGUGCCCCCAGCCCUCCCCCGGCCCCACUCAGGGCUGCGCUCGGGCGGCGGUGUCGCUGGGUUGCGCCGCCGCCUCCCUCACCCCGCCAAACGUCAGCGCCGCCUCCCUGGAGGGAGACGCCUUGAGACCCGUGCCCGUCCUCGCCAGGAACAGUUCCGCUCUCGGUGUCGCCGCGACCAGCGCUGCCCUCGUAUGCCGCCUGGACAAGGACAUGAAGAGAGAAAAGAAAAGUCUUCUGAAGCUGCUGUCCAACAAGAAGAAGUCACGUCAGUCGCCGCCUUCCUCGCCCACACUUGAGACAGAGCAAGCCGCCACCGGAGAGUCGCCCCAAGGUGCAGCGGGCCCCGAGGCCUCCCUUCCCUCCUCCUCCUCCUUCGGUGGCCAGGAUGUCGACGCCGCCCCCUCGCCGUCGUCAUCGUCCGUCUCCUCUUCUUCGUCGGACCCAUGCUCCCAUCGGAGGACCGGCGCACUGGACGGAAGCGUGCCCAUCGCUCCGCCUCCUCGCCAGCCGUGCUCCUCGCUGUCAUCGCUGCAGCAUGACGCCCGGCCCAUCAUCUGUGAGAGGUACAGGGUGGUGGUGUCGUACCCGCCGCAGAGCGAGGCCGAGCUGGAGCUGAAGGAGGGCGAUGUGGUGUUCGUGCACCGGAAGCGCGAGGACGGCUGGUUCAAAGGAACGCUGCAGCGCAACGGAAGGACCGGCUUGUUCCCUGGCAGCUUUGUGGACAGUAUCUAAGCCGCCCCCCCCCCCCGCACACACUGCUUUUUUUAAUUUAUACCCUUAAAUGUGUGCCUUGUACUGUUCAUCACUUUAUUGUACAUAAGGACACAAAGAGGAUUUAGUCUCGGACAAACGAUACUCGUUCAUAUAGAUAUGUUACUCUUUUUUUAUAACUUAUUUCAACAAAUACUGACCUUUUUUUUCUUUUGGGUAGUUCAAGGGGUUAAACUGGCACGUGCUCUUGUUUGAUUUGUGGUGAUUUUGAAAUGGGUGGUCAACCUGUGCUUCAUACAGGUGCAUCUCAAUACAUUAGAAAAUGGUGGAAUACUUCAUUCAUUUUAGUAGUUCAGUUCUAAAAGUGAUUAUUAUUAUUAUUAUUUUUUAUAAUUUGGAUGCUUGCAAAAGGAAUACAUUCACAUUUUCUUAAUUGACAGAAUUUCAAACUUUGAUGAAUCUUUUCCCAUAAGUAUAUACAGUCAAAUUCCCAAAAUGACUUUUUCUACCAUUUUAUAAUUUAUCGAUAUGCUAAAUCAAAUCAAGCCUCGACGGAAAUAUUCGAAAUUCAUCCGAGGUUCCUCCAGCUUCUCCGGAAACGACUCGCUUUCCUACCGUCGUCGUUUUACGGGCCGGAAGAGCUGUGCUGCUAAUCAAACGGACGCCGGCGUAGCUCUGCAUCGCCAGAGCGACUUAACAUUUCAGCCUUUCCCCCCCCCCCCCCUGUUAUUGUUAUUUUUAUUAUCACGACAAAAUGCUGCUCCUCGACGGUUGUAGUAACCUCACGACUCUUUAAUGUGACUCCACCACCAUGACGCAACAAAGCAUGUUUGCCUCGCUUUUGUGAACACGCUGGAAUACUUUAUAGAGAGAGAGAUGAUCGCUUUGAUUAAUCCCUUUUGAUUGUUUUUUGUAUUGACUUGAAUUACCGUAACAUUUCUUUUGUGAUCCGAGAGAUUUAUUUGUAUUUGUUUGUAGAAGAAACAACACUGUGUUAGCAGUUAGCAUUAGCAGCGUUUUUGUUCUCCGUUUUGGCUUUCCACAAUUAGUUUUUAUAAUAUGGUUAACCCUUGCAUAUUUGCAUUUCGGCAUUCACAAAUUCACCUGUUCACAGAUUUUUUGGGUGGGGGGUUGGGGGGGGGUCCACUGCUUAUCUGUUAUUUUUCAGAAGACAUGUUUUGUUUUUAUGACAAUUGUUGCAGAUUUUUGACAUUCAUGGUCAGUCUCAGUCUCUAUCCCCUGCGAAUAGCGGGGGCCCACUGUAAUCGGUCCAGCAACUCACCGAUUCAUAAUCCGGAAAAUGUUGGACAGUGCAGUUUAUUUCAAUGUUUUAAUGGUUGAAUAUAGGGUGUAAGAUCAGUGGUAGGGAAUGGACAAAUUGUUCUUAAUGUCCAUCAUUUGUCCAUCGUAUUUUUUUAAUAUAUUUAAUCAAUCUAAAAUGGGCACUAUUCAGAAAAAAGGUUUCCCGUUACUUCUGAAGUUUAGUGUUAACUGUGAUCAUAAUUGAUAGUUCACUGUUUUCUAUUCGAAUAUUUCUCAAUACUCCAUAAUCUUGUGUCUCGAAACGUUCCCAUGCAAUGCGAUGCAUCCAUGCAUUAAGAAUAAUAACAUCAAAAAUAUAUAUUUUUAGAUGCAGGCUGGUUUGGGCCUAUCAGCAGCUUUUAUCAAGGACUAUUAUGGCCACAAAGUUUGACUUAAGUCAAAAUAUUAGGAAAAAAUAUAUAUUGUCAAUUUACCCGAAUAAAGUUGUAAUAUUACAAGAUUCUUUCAUGAGAAUAAAGUCAUACUAUUUGGAGAAAAAAUAUGUAGUGUAGCAAUAAUUAAAAUUUCCUUAAAAAUAAUCAUUCGUUAAAAAAAAAAAAAAAAACUGCUAUUCUGGUAAUUUACAUUUUGUUAUAAAAUGAUCUUUAUUUACACAUUUUUUUUCAUUACUUAUUGCCAAAAAUCCACCUAACCCUUAUAAUAUUUUGCAAAUGUUUGCAUCAUUUUUUUCUUGGGAACAUGACUUUUCAUUCCUCUAAAAAUACUUUUAGGACAUUUUCUCAUAACUGAUCACUUUAUUAGCACACCGUUUUCCUGACUUAUUUAAAAAAUAAGUAAUUCUCGUAAUAUUUUUAAAAGUAUUCCUAGUAAAAUGACAAUUUUCACCUUGUAUUUUUUUAUUUCAUAAAAGACAACUAUUCUAAUGACUUUGCAUAACUGGACUUUUUUCUUGGUAAACAAUAUUACAACCUCAAAAUUAUGAUUUUAUUUAAAUAGAUACAACUUCAUGCAUUUUUUAAAAAUAAGACAAUAUUGUCACAAAAUUUACUAUUCAGACAAUAUUACAACUCUGAGUGCACCUUUGUUAUUGUAAUGUGAUGAAAAAAAUAUUCCCGUAUUACCCCCCCCCUUCGGAAAAAUGCAACGGUGGAUGACUGGUUAGCACAUCUGCACAUCACAGUUCUCCAGAUCCGGGUUCAAAUCCCGGCUCCGCCUGUGUGGAGUUUGCAUGUUCUAACCGUGCCUGCGUCGCUUUCGUCCCACACCCAAAACAAAAACAUGCAUGGUAGGUUAAUUGAAGACUCUAAAUUGCCCGUAGGUGUGAACGUGAGCGCGAAUGGUUGUUUCUACGUGCUGUUGUGGCCUUAAUGCUCCUUUUUAUAGUUUUCAAACAUAUACUGUAUAGUCAUGUUUCACCACCCUUUCGUCCUUCAGCUGCACAGACGCAAAGCCAAAAUAGAAAGUCUUCAAUCACAUUCAUUUUGAAGAACGACUUCACAACUCUUCUGUUAAGUACUUGGUCUGUUUUUGUUUCUUAUUGGUUUCUGGGGGGCCUGUAGUUCCACUGUCUGAAAGUGAAGUCAACCCGAUGUGUGAUCUAUUGUGAAAAGUAUUUGAGGGAAUAGCACAUUUUUAAGAGGCUGUUUAACAAUAAAAUGAAUGGUUUCCACUGCA
Molecule: messenger RNA, 5715 nt
Organism: Phycodurus eques (leafy seadragon)
Lineage: Eukaryota; Metazoa; Chordata; Actinopteri; Syngnathiformes; Syngnathidae
Gene: sh3rf1
Product: SH3 domain containing ring finger 1
Exons: 12
Coding region: 265-2799 (844 amino acids)
Molecular function (GO): protein binding
Source: RefSeq, a predicted model, not a curated record